Messenger RNA from Cherax quadricarinatus, 2611 nucleotides. RefSeq names its product ATP binding cassette subfamily D member Pmp70 (gene Abcd3). Gene Ontology annotation, biological process: peroxisome organization; very long-chain fatty acid catabolic process; long-chain fatty acid import into peroxisome. The record is from RefSeq and is a predicted model, not a curated record. Gene Ontology annotation, cellular component: peroxisomal membrane. Lineage: Eukaryota; Metazoa; Arthropoda; Malacostraca; Decapoda; Parastacidae. Gene Ontology annotation, molecular function: ABC-type transporter activity; ATP binding; long-chain fatty acid transmembrane transporter activity.
GCCAGUGUUGGUUACCGUGGAGGAGGUUUAGUGAGGCUGAGGCAGGUGUUGUGUGUUUAUAUGCAUCAGCUGACUCCUGCCAACAUCUCCCAGGCUGCUGAUUCCUUCAUUUCCCGGAAUCUUCUUUCAUUCCUCACGCCAGCAAGAGGAAGUGAGUAUAAAACAUGGCUAUUCUCAGCAAGCUGUCAACCAUAUCUCAGUCUCGAGAUGCAAGAUUGUUUGGAGCCGCAUCCACAGCAGCAUUCCUGUACUGGAUAUAUUGUGUGUCCAGAGAAGGUGGAAGAGCUAAAAAGCAAAUAAAAGAUGAAGUGAAAUUUGUGGUCAACGAGUCUGGCAGUUCUGGUGAUAAAAGACGAGUACAUGUCAACAGAGAGUUUUUCAAAUCUCUCAGGGGCAUUUUGCGUAUUUUAGUGCCUGGAUUUUGGACUGCUGAAUCAGGCUUUUUAAUUCUUGUUGCUGCUACGCUUGUUGUUCGAAGCAUGUGUGACAUAUGGAUGAUACAUAAUGGCACACUCAUUGAGAGUGCAAUUAUCUCAAAGGACUUGAACCACUUCCUCCGGCACCUAGUUGAGCUUGUUCUUGCUAUGCCAGCUAUUUCACUCAUAAAUAAUGUUCUGAAGUAUGGUCUCUUUGAAAUGAAACUGCGUUUCAGAACUAGACUGUCUAAUCACCUGUAUGAUAGCUAUCUGAAGGGCUUCACAUAUUACAAAAUGAAUAACCUAGAUAACAGAAUCAGUAAUGCAGAUCAGCUAUUGACGCAGGACGUUGAGAAGUUCUGUGACUCUGUAGUAGAACUCUAUUCCAACAUCAGCAAACCAAUUCUUGAUAUUCUCAUAUAUGUGCAGAAACUGACCCAGGCCAUUGGUGGUCAGGCACCUGGUGUGAUGAUCAUGUAUCUCAUUCUGUCUGGAAGUCUCCUCACUCGCUUGCGUCGUCCCAUUAGCCGGCUAACAGUGACAGAGCAGCGACUUGAAGGAGAGUUUAGAUUCGUCAAUUCACGACUCAUCACCAAUUCCGAGGAAGUUGCAUUUUACCAGGGAAACAAACGAGAAAAGAAGAAUAUUGAUUCUUCAUUCAACCGACUUGUGAAUCACCUGCGUAGUUUCAUCUUCUUCCGGUUCAACAUGGGCUUUAUAGACAACAUCAUUGCAAAGUAUCUCGCUACAUGUGUUGGAUUUACUGUGGUAGCUUACCCAUAUCUCACACCAACUAAAUUGGCAAGUGGUGAUUACAAAACUCGAAUGCAGGACUACUAUACGAGUGGACGAAUGCUUGUGAAAUUGGCGGAGGCAAUAGGGCGGUUAGUGCUAGCUGGCCGAGAAAUGACGAGAUUAGCUGGCUUUACAGCUCGUGUUCAAGAACUCUUGACUGUUCUUAAAGAUUUAAAUACUGGAACAUAUAAACGAACAAUGUUGCAGAGCAAAGCCUCUAAUGGUAUAUUGGGUAGACCUCUUAUUCCUGGCACGGGAAAAGUCAUCACUGAAGAUAAUGUAAUUCGCUUUGAAAAUGUUCCACUGAUAACUCCUAAUGGAGAUGUCUUGGUUAAGGAGCUAAAUUUUGAGGUCAAAUCUGGCAUGAAUGUCCUUGUCUGUGGCCCCAAUGGUUGUGGCAAGUCUUCUCUCUUCAGGAUUCUUGGAGAGUUGUGGCCAGUGUUUGGAGGCUGUGUGACUAAACCUAGUGCUGGCAAGCUAUUUUACAUUCCACAGCGACCCUAUAUGACUCUUGGAACACUCAGGGAUCAGAUAACAUACCCAGAUUCAUAUUCUGAUAUGAUAGGCCGUGGGUACACGGAUAAUGACUUGAGAGAGCUUCUUGGUCGUGUUCAGCUCUCACACAUUCUGGAUAGAGAGGGCGGAUGGGAUGCAAUUGCCGAUUGGAUGGACGUCUUAUCUGGAGGAGAAAAACAAAGGAUUGCAAUGGCACGUCUAUUCUACCACAAGCCUCAGUUUGCCAUCCUAGACGAAUGCACCAGUGCAGUUAGUGUUGACGUUGAAGAUGGCAUGUACCAGUACUGUCGACAAGCUGGCAUCUCUCUCUUCACGGUUUCGCAUCGUAAGAGUCUGUGGAAACACCAUGAGUAUUAUCUUCACAUGGAUGGCAGAGGAGCAUUCGAGUUCAAGCUCAUCCAACCCGACACACAAGAAUUUGGUUCAUAGAGAGAGUGCCUGUUGUAAUCUUAAUUUUUUAAGGUUGAAGCACAGUAUUGGUAGCUGUAUUUUCAGAAGAAUGAUGUUAGUCAGAAUUUGUUUUUAGAAAUUCAGGCCCAAGGAGAUGUUUGCCAAAAUAGUUAUGAUUAUCAUAAAGAAAGUGCUAAACAGACAAGGGUCAUACAGCGCUGCAAAUAAUUAUGAUGAUGAUUGGUAAAUUAAAGAAAUUUUAUUGGUAUUAAAUAAGAUUUAAUUCAUAUUAAAGCUUUGAAGGGAAAAAUUUUUAAGCAUAUUCACUUAUUGUUUUAGUUUUAAAGUAAAUUUUUUUUACUUGAAUGAUCACUUCUUCAGGUACAGUGCUUAUACUUUUAAUUCUCCUAUUUCAUAAAAUAUUUUGUUAUUUUAACGCAUCAGCCAUUUCCAACCGAGGCAGGGUGACCCCAAAAAAAAAAAAAAAGAAGAAA